Molecule: messenger RNA, 1548 nt
Organism: Brassica oleracea var. oleracea
Lineage: Eukaryota; Viridiplantae; Streptophyta; Magnoliopsida; Brassicales; Brassicaceae
Exons: 4
Coding region: 68-1366 (432 amino acids)
Cellular component (GO): plasma membrane
Source: RefSeq, a predicted model, not a curated record
UUCAAGUUUCAAAAUAUUUUGCUCGUUUCGAGUAAAUUUCAUUUCAAUCAACGACGACGCAGUGGAGAUGAACCCUUCUCACGGUGCUGCCGACGGUAAGCAACGACCGGCGAUGUAUCCCGAAAUCGACCAAUCUAUUCCAGAUAACCCCUUCGCUCAGACGAAUCCUUACGUCUCUUCUUCCCCUAAUCUCUACCCUCCCGUCUCAUCCAACAACCAACCACCGUCUGCUCCUCCGCAGGCUGUCGAAGAGAUUCUCAUCCGAGUCCCCGGCGCCAUCCUCAACCUCAUCGACAAAUCCUACAGCGUCGAGCUCGCGUGCGGCGAUCUCACCAUCGUCCGAAUCGUGCAGGGAGAGAACAUCGUCGCCGUUCUCGCCAACGUCGCUGACGAGAUCCAGUGGCCGUUAACGAAACGCGAGGUGGCGACCAAGGUCGAUGGAUCGCAUUACUUCUUCUCGAUCCACCCGCCGAAGGAAUCCGGAUCCGAUUCGGAUGAUGAGAUCUUAAACUACGGGUUGACCAUUGCUUCGAAAGGGCAAGAGAACGUGUUACACGGGCUUGAUCAGGUUCUUAGGGACUAUUGCUGUUUCGCCGAGCAGAGGAUGUCUGAGAAGGCCAAGGGUGAAGAGGUGCUUGGAAACUCAAUGGCUGCUGCGACUUCUCCCGAGGAGUUGAAGGGUGAUAGGAAGGACAUUGUGGAGGGUCAAUGUGCGGCUUAUUGGACCACGCUCGCCCCUAACAUUGAGGAUUACAGUAGCAAGACUGCUAAGAUGAUAGCUUCUGGGUCAGGUCAGCUGAUCAGAGGGAUACUUUGGUGUGGGGAUGUGACUGUGGAGAGGCUUAAGAGGGGAAACGAGGUUAUGAAGAAUAGGCUGAGUCGUGCCGAGAAGGAGAAAGAUGUUAGCCCUGAGACGUUGAGGAGAAUCAAGAGGGUUAAGAGAGUGACACAAAUGACGGAGAAAGUGGCGACUGGUGUUCUUUCUGGUGUUGUCAAAGUCUCGGGAUUCAUCACUGGCUCGGUGGCAAACUCAAAAGCUGGAAAGAAGUUUUUUGGCCUCUUGCCUGGAGAGAUCAUUCUUGCAUCCCUCGAUGGAUUUAGCAAGAUAUGUGAUGCUGUUGAAGUGGCUGGAAAAAACGUCAUGUCGACUUCAUCAACCGUCACAACGGAACUCGUUGAUCACAAGUAUGGAACAAAAGCAGCCGAGGCUACUAACGAAGGGCUGGACGCAGCAGGACACGCUUUUGGAACGGCGUGGGUUGCUUUCAAGAUCCGAAAGGCACUUAACCCUAAAAGUGUCUUAAAGCCUUCAACAUUAGCCAAGUCUGCUGUCUCUGAUUUAAAGGCUAAGAAAGGCUCCAAGUAACAGCCUUCCCGGAAAGCAUGUAUAUGAAGUAUUCAUACUUGCAUUUAGUUUAUCCUUUUGGAAAAUUAAAUGAUGAAUUACCAAUGCAUUCUACAUUUUUCUUGUGUAUAUUGUGAUUCUAUGUAUAACUAUGUAAAAACAAUUUCUUUGCAUUUUCUCUUACUAUAUACUCCAUCCUUUCA